This is a messenger RNA of Acanthochromis polyacanthus (spiny chromis), 1416 nucleotides long. Its product is annotated as translation initiation factor IF-2-like. The transcript is spliced from 3 exons. The record is from RefSeq and is a predicted model, not a curated record. Bases 1 to 1416 code for a protein of 471 amino acids. Lineage: Eukaryota; Metazoa; Chordata; Actinopteri; Pomacentridae.
AUGACCUUAAAGGAGCUAAAGGCCCCCGCUGCAGCUCUGAAGAAGCAACAGGCUCCCGCUGCAGCCUUCUGGCUUCUGGAGGCGUCCCACCUCCCCGGAGGCCUUGGCGAGGCGCCCCGCCUCCCCCGCGGCCUUGGUGAGGCGCCCUGCCUCCCCCGCGUCCUUGUCGAGGUGCCCCGCCUCCCUGGCAACCUCAAGGAGGUGUUUCGCUUCCUCCGCUUCUUUCAGUCCCCCCAGUCCUUCCAGUCCCUCUAUCCCUCCAGUCCCUCCAGGGUCUCCAAUCCCGAGUCCAGUCCCAUCUCCAGUCCAUCCCCCGGAGGCGCCCUCGGCUCCAGCUUCGCCCCCAGUGGGGCCACUGGUUCCGGCCCCGCCCCCGGAGGGGCUAACUGUUUCAGCUCCGCCCCCAGAGGGGCCACCGGUUCCGGCUCCACCCUCGAAGGGGCCACCGAUUCCAGUUCCGCCCUCGGAGGGGCCACCGGUUCCAGUUCCGCCCCCGGAGGGGCCACCGGUUCCGGUUCCGCCCGUGGAGGGACCGCCAGUUCCGGCUCCACCCCCGGAGGGGCUGCCGAUUCCGAUUCCGCCCUUGGAGGGGCCGCCAAUUCCAGUUCCGCCCUCGGAGGAGGCACCGGUUCCAGUUCCGCCCCCGGAGGGACCACCGGUUCCAGUUCCGCCCGUGGAGGGACCACCGGUUCCAGCUCCACCCCCGGGGGGCCGCCGAUUCCAGCUCCACCCCCAGAGGGGUCCCACCAUCACUUGCUUCCAGUCCGGCCACCCAACCCUCAGAGGGGUCCCACCGUCGCCAGUUUCCAGCCCGGCCACCGGCCCGACCCCCGGAGGGGUCCCACCGUCGCCGGUUCCCAGUCCGGACCCCGGAGCGGCCCCGUCGAUUCAACUGCCGGUUCCCAGCCCGGCCUUCUGAGGAUUCCCAUCGGGCCAGUUGCCGGUUCCCAGCCCGGCCUCCAGAAGAUCCCCGUCGGGUCUGCUGCCGGUUCCUGGCCCGGCCUCCAGAAGGUUCCCGCUGGGCCUGUUGCCAGUUCCCAGCCUGGCCUCUGGAGAGUUCCCAUCGGGCCAGCUGCCAGUUCCCAGCCCGGACUUCAGAAGGCCCCAACCGUUGCAGCUGCCGGUUCCCAGUCCAGCCACCGGAGGACGUCCGUCGGCCUGACUCUCUGCUCCCGGGCCAGUCCCAGCCUGCCCUGCACCCGGGCCGUCCUCUGGAGCGGUCCGUCAGCCUGUCCGACUCCAGCCUGUCCUAUCCCUGGACCGUCGUCCGAUGUUGUCCCCCCCACCCACCCGAUCCCAGCCCGCCCGUCCCUCGGGUCGCCCCUUGAACGGUUCCUUCUGCCAGAUCCCUGCCAGUCCCGAAGUCACCCGCCGGUACCCCACCCGGUCCAGGGUGCGCCAGGAGGCGCACCUUGA